AUGGUUACAAAACGAACAUCUGGUUUACCUUUAAUCUGUCUUGUAUGUGAUGAUAUUGCACGUGGAAUCAAUUAUGAUGUCAUGACAUGUAUGUCUUGUAAAAUAUUUUUUCGACGACAUGUACUCAAAUCGGACAUUAAACUUCAAUGUCAAUUUGAUAAUAAUUGUAAAAUAACAAAAAGAACGAGAAAUAUUUGUUCAGCUUGUCGUUUGAAGAAAUGUUUUUUACUUGGUAUGAAUCAACAAUUAAUACGUCAUUGGUCCUACAAUCAACUUAAAUUAAAACAUAGUCAACUUUUAAAAAUUAAGAAUAAAAAUGAAAAUCAAUUACCAAAGCCUUUACCACUUAGUCUUCUUAAUAAUGAUCGUUCAAAUCUUACAAAUAAUGAAUGGAAUCUUCUUUCAAAUAUUAUUCAUGCUUAUGAUGAAGCAAAUAUAAUUCCACAAAUGAAAUAUUGUCUUAUACAACAAUCAUCAUUACCACCAAAAUUACGAUCAAAAUUAUCAGAAGCAACUGUUAUUUUUCGAGCUCUUCUCUCAUCACUUCAACCAUUUGUUGAACGUUCAUUAUAUUUUCAUAAUUUAUCAAAUGAUACACGUCAAGCACUUGUACAAAAUAAUUUUGAAAUAGCUGGUACGUUGAAUUCUGUUUUUAUUAUUCGUGAAAUUAAUGCAUUAGAUAAUAUGACAUUUGUAGCUAGUUGUGCUACAUUUUAUGGAGAUAAAGUUGUCAAACAAUCAUUUCAUUUAACUUCACAAUUAGAAUCAAAUGGUAUACUUGUUAAAAUAAUAAUUUUAAUUUUAGCAUUUUCAACUAAUACUUCUAUUGUUAAUCCUUAUUAUUCAGAAAAUAUAAUGAGUAUAUCCAGUGCAUUAACUGUAUUUCAUAUAGAAAGUAUACUUGUGACAAUGUUUUGGAAAUAUUUAAAUUAUCAAUAUGGAUAUAGAGGAGCUGUACGAUGUUUAAAUUCUUUAAUACGAAGUAUUCUGGAUAUUCUUUAUAGUGCAAAUGAAAUGAGAAAUGAACAACAUGACAAUAUGGUUGAUACGGUUGUUGAAGAAAUAAAACAUUCAUUGACAAUUGAAAAUUGA
This is a messenger RNA of Rotaria sordida, 1092 nucleotides long. NCBI's taxonomy places the organism in Eukaryota, Metazoa, Rotifera, Eurotatoria, Philodinida, Philodinidae. The record is from the annotation of a GenBank genome assembly.